AUGGAUCCCGAAUUGCUCAGCACGCCCUGGAUCUGGCACCCCGAGUGGCAAGACCACGGCGCAAACACUGCUGGUGGCAUCGUCCACUUCCGCAAGCGCCUGAAGCUGGAAGAAGUUCCGCAUGGGCCGUCGAGAAUCCAGAUUACAGCGGACACGAAAUACAAGCUAUUCGUCAACGGUCGACACGUCUUUUCGGGCCCCGUCAAAGGGGAUGAACAUCUCUGGUUCUAUGACGAGAUCGACAUUCAACCAUUCUUGAAGGCCGGGGUGAAUCGUAUCUCAGUCAGGGUCCUGCGCUUCUUUCACGGCACGCAGUACGCCACAAGUUUCCCACGACUACCCAUUCCCGGACUUUUUGUUCGAUCCCUGGCGGCAAAUGAUGGGUUCGUAUUGCCUGUCCGCAGUGAUAGCUCUUGGGAAGCUUCUAUAGACCGUGCCACGGUGCUUCGCAUCGACCAGAAAGAAGACGAUUUCCUCCACAUUUACGAAGACGUGGACGCAAGGAGAUCGUCGGAGCUCGAUUGGGUCUCGGCGAAACAAUUGGAACUGCCGACAUCACACGGCAUCACUCCGCCGUGGGUGCUCUCGCCGCGGAUGAUACCAAAACCAACAACCGCCACCCAAGUACUUGCAGCUGUUCACAAUGUCGAAAGUUCUAUCAGCCAGGCUUCGUGGGAGAGCUUCCUCAAAGAUGGUGCGAGCACGCUCCGACUGCCCGCGGGCACACAUCACCACAUCGAGGUUGAGGCAAAAGUUCACUUGACAGCAAUGCUCGCGUUUCGUUUCAGACGAUCCAAAACCUCGGGAUCAACUUUACGAGUUCGUUAUUCUGAGGCAUAUGAAGAGGAACCAGAGUACGUUCCCUACAUUCGCCGCAAAGGCGAUAGGAGAGACACGACCAAGUCCUUGUUCGGGCCUGAAGACAAAUACAUUUUUGCUGGCUCUUCAGGGGCUCACGCCAGCUCCGAGAUCGCCUACGGUCUAGAUGCGGCGGAGUUUGAGACCUUCUCGCCUUUUCAUUUUCGAACCUUACGCUUCAUGGCCAUCAACAUCCAGGUAGACCCGAAGAGCGAUCUAGAAUUUGUAGGAAUUCUUAUCGACCAAGUGCAUUAUCCUUUGGACAUUAAGAGCGAACUCACACUUCUGUCGACCGAUGAUCACCAGAGGACUUAUCAGCGACUCUGGGAGAACAGCGCACGCACGUUGACCAACUGUAUGCAUGACUGCUACGAGGACUGUCCCUUUUAUGAGCAGCUUCAAUACGCCAUGGAUGUUCGCAGUUCCUGUCUGUUCACGUACGUCGUGUCAGGCGACGAUCGAAUGGCUCGACAAGCUAUCGUUCAACUUCAUAACUCGUAUCGUCCGAGUAUUGGGCUCAUCGCAAGUCGCAGUCCUGCUCAUGUCUCUCAAGUUAUCCCUCACUUCUCGCUCUUCUGGAUCUGCACGGUAGCUGAUCACUUCACAUAUUACGGCGACGGAGACUUCACUCGAAGAUUCCUGGCCGUAUGCGACGGUAUACUUUCGUCCUUCGCUCAGCGCUUGAAUGCCGAAACUGGACUCAUAUCAAGUGACUGCCAGUCAGUCAGGACGCAUUGGGACUUUGUCGACUGGACAACGCAAUGGAGACCUAUGGGCAUACCGCCGGCUGCCGAGAGGACGGGCACUCAGACAUUUACCAACUUUCUAUACGCCUACACGCUCAAGACCAUUGCAGAGACUGUUAAGGACCUCGGUCGACCGACCCUCGCCCAGGAGUAUAGGUCACGAGCAGACGGUAUCAUUUUGGCCACACAGAAGCACUGUCGCGUGGGGGCAGUAUUUACAGACGGAACGGCAGCCAGAGCUGACCAUUCGCUGGAUUUUAGUCAACAUAAUCAGAUCUGGGCUGUUCUUUGUGGCGCGACUAGUGGUGAGGAGGCAAGACAACUCCUUACUUAUUGCUUCGAUCAUGGCCCGAUUGCGUCGGAACUCCCUACUGCUUCGGGACAACCCGUCACCUUCACCAAAAUUUCAACGGCGAUGUCAUUCUACGCUCUCCGGGCCUUGUCCGAAGUUGGCGGAGACCUCUACGACAAGGCUUUCCACUCUUUCUGGGAUCCCUGGCGGCAUCAGCUGAGCAAGAACCUCACAACUUGGUGCGAGGACGAGGUAACGCUCAGAUCCGACUGUCAUGCAUGGAGCGCGGUGCCCCUCUACGAGUUCACGACUGAGGUUGCCGGAAUUAAACCACUCGAGCCUGGAUGGCGAGCCAUCUCUUGCGCUCCUCGAUUCAACCUCUUCAGCGAGUUUGACGCCAAGGUGGCGCUUGGUGGAGAACUAGCGCCUGGUAUUGCUCGCGUCAGAUGGUCCCGAGAGAUUGGUACUGAUGACCUGAGUUUGUCGGUUGUUCUACAAGACAUUCCAGUCGAAGAUUCGAUUCGAGUAAGUGUAGAGCUUCCGAGUGGUGUUGAGGAGCAUUUUGGUCGGGAUCUUAAGUUCAACUUGCAACUAAAGUAG
Messenger RNA from Colletotrichum abscissum, 2496 nucleotides. RefSeq lists its product as uncharacterized. The transcript has a single exon. The record is from RefSeq and is a predicted model, not a curated record. The coding region runs from base 1 to 2496 and encodes 831 amino acids. Gene Ontology annotation, biological process: carbohydrate metabolic process. NCBI's taxonomy places the organism in Eukaryota, Fungi, Ascomycota, Sordariomycetes, Glomerellales, Glomerellaceae.